AUGUCAUCAAGUCGAUCGAGUUUUCUGGAAUUGAUUGGCCUGAAGAAGAAGAAAAAAGAACGUGAAGUGUGCGUUAAGCACCGAGAACUACCUCCAGCCAGAACGUCUAUCAAAAAACGGAAGCGAAAAAUCAGCGAAAGUGACUCAAUACAAUCGUCCGGAGAACAAAAUCAGAAAAUUGAGAAACGACAACCACCAUCUUCAUAUAGCAGUAAAACGUCAAUAUCGAUCCAACACUAUGAUCAACAGCCAAUGCAACACCGGCCGAUUGAACAACACAAAAAGCUAUCGCUCUUACAAACCCCGAAGCAAUACAAACCAAUGCGACACAGUCGAACAUCGCCUCGUUGUUUCGAUGAAAGUGAUGACGAUGAGGAUGAGAAUCGCUCAGUUUCACGAUCGCGAUCCCCCGCCAAACCAAAAACUCCAUUCCUCGAACCUGAUGGAAUCCCUUCAAAAUCGAUGCCAUCUAAACGCCCAACUCGAGCGAUUGUCACUGACGGAACGCCUCAUAGCUGGACCGUCGACUGUGAUGAGCACUGUCGAGGAAAAAUUACGGCAUUUCGAGGAAGAUCUGCAAAUUGCAAAAUCAGAGGCUUUGAGAAACCAGCAAGCGGCGAUCAAUUCGUCGUUGCGAGAACAAACUGCAUACCAGUCUUGUUUGGAACAGGUGGAACGCUUGCAGCGAGAGAAUUUCUCACUUCUACAGCUCCGAGCAUCUGGUUAGUGCCGCAGAAACUUCAUUUAAGAAAUGCUCCUUUCCUUGUUUCCAUCGUUGCAGAUUCGUAA
Anisakis simplex (herring worm) is the source of this 789-nucleotide messenger RNA. Lineage: Eukaryota; Metazoa; Nematoda; Chromadorea; Rhabditida; Anisakidae. The record is from the annotation of a GenBank genome assembly.